ACACCGGUGGAACACAUCAAGCGAUUUGUGGACGCGUAUGUGGUUUUGCUUAAGAAAAAGUUUAGGGAUCAUUUGCCAAAACUGAUUACAUUAGAGCUGAUGGACGCCACCAAAGACUUCAUCACAAUGUCGUUGAGAGUCUGCAUCCGAGACCACAUCCACACCAUUGACGACAUCUGUGGUGAGGAUCCGGACGAAGACCUGAGAAAUGAUUUGCAGAAUCGACUCAAACAUUACUCCGAAGCCAUCGACAUAUUGAACGUCUAUCGGGAGGACUGGAGUGUCUGAGCCUACGGGCUAUACAAAACACAAUUUAUUAUUAUUUUUGAAUAAGUUUUAUAUUAUAUAAAAAUAUUUAUGAAUUAAUUUGUCGACUGAUUAUUUAUAAUAAUCUAUAAAAAACGCAUGCUUGUCCUUUCAGAUGCCUUUCCACUG
Messenger RNA from Oppiella nova, 435 nucleotides. Lineage: Eukaryota; Metazoa; Arthropoda; Arachnida; Sarcoptiformes; Oppiidae. The record is from the annotation of a GenBank genome assembly.